Molecule: messenger RNA, 1110 nt
Organism: Chanos chanos (milkfish)
Lineage: Eukaryota; Metazoa; Chordata; Actinopteri; Gonorynchiformes; Chanidae
Gene: cxxc5b
Product: CXXC finger protein 5b
Exons: 2
Coding region: 164-1042 (292 amino acids)
Cellular component (GO): nucleus
Molecular function (GO): methyl-CpG binding; zinc ion binding
Source: RefSeq, a predicted model, not a curated record
ACACACCAGGUUUAAAUCUGAACUGCCAUUGGCUGAUUGCUCAGCUUUACAGGUGUCACUUUAGCACUGCCUCCAGGGACCAGAGUGAGAGAAGUUCCACCCAAACCCCACUCAUCCACCCCUCCUUCCUCCUUAUUUGUCCCUCCCCCUCACACGCUGGACAAUGUCUGGCAGCGGGGGGCCAUCGGAGGGAACCCAAAACGCCACUGAGGAGUCCAGGGAUAUGCAGAGUGACAGUUGCUGCAGAGAGGACAGCACCCUGGUCACAGAGCGGAGAAACAGGAGUGGCAUCAUCAGCGAACCGCUCAGCAAGAGCCUGAAACGCUCACGAGCCAUCUCGCAGUACAUCGCUACAUGCUCGGCGGCCGCCGCCGUCGCUAACGCCAAUGCUAACAGACUGGUUCAGAGCUCCAUAGUUUCUACAGGGGCCAAACCACAAACCGUGCCCGCCCAGCACAGAAGCCAGACGGGACACAGCAAACUGGAUAGGGGGGCGUUAGUGUCAGGCCUGCUGGAUUCCCCCAGCGGCCUGCAUCUGGCCCAGGCUGCUGAGCUCCUCAGGAGGGCGGGCAUGCUGCUGCCCAUGGGGGAUCCAACAGGCCUCGGAGUUAGUGGGGUGGGAGACCUGGAGACAGUCUCAGCCUCGGACUCACUGGGCAGUGUGACGGACUUCCCGUUGCUUAGCAACGGUGGGGGCAGUGGCUUCCCAUUCCACCCUGGGCUCUUCAUCAUGACGCCAGCGGGAGUGUUCCUCGCGGACGGGGCACUGUCUCAUGGAGGGGGGCUGACGGAACAGCAGCAGGCACAAAGCGAGCUUUCGUCCGCCAUCAACGGGAACGGCAAGAAGAAACGGAAGCGAUGUGGUCUUUGCCCACCCUGCCGUCGCAGAAUUAACUGCGAGCAGUGCAGCAGCUGUCGAAACCGUAAGACUGGCCACCAGAUCUGCAAGUUCAGGAAAUGUGAGGAGCUGAAGAAGAAACCAUCUGGGGGGCUGGAGAAGGUGAUGCUGCCAACUGGAGCGCCGUUCCGAUGGUUCCAGUAGGACAACUGAACACCCAAACCCCCUCCCACUUCCAAAUGACUGCCAAUCACACACAGCGCCCACUUGGA